Molecule: messenger RNA, 1998 nt
Organism: Caretta caretta (loggerhead turtle)
Lineage: Eukaryota; Metazoa; Chordata; Testudines; Cheloniidae
Source: RefSeq, a predicted model, not a curated record
CUUAGAGAAGCAGCGCUCCGCCUCCCGGGCCCCCUAUGAAACCGGCGCCCGCUGACAUCACGCCCGGCGCGGCCAAUCGCGAGGCGGAGGCGGGGUCAGGCGGCGCCGGGGAGGCAGACGGAGCCCCGCCCCACGUGCCUGGGCGCGGGCCGCUCACGUGCGGGAGGCGGCCCGGGAUGGAGGCGCGCGGGGAGCUGCGGGUCGGGUUCGUGGGGGCCGGGCGCAUGGCCCAAGGGGUGGCGCGGGGCGCCGUGCGCGCAGGAAAAGUCAAAGCUGCUAACAUCUUGGCCAGCGCACCGUCUGACAGGAACUUGGGUGCCUUCCAGGAUUUGGGCUGCAGGACGACACACUGCAACAGUGAGGUGCUGCAGCACUGUACCCUGGUCUUCCUAGCCACCAAGCCUCACCUGCUUCCUGGAGUCCUGCAGGAGAUUUCUCCUGCCAUUACCCGGGACCACAUUAUCGUGUCGGUGGCCGCUGGAGUCACUCUUCAGGCCCUGCAACAGCUUCUCCCUGCUGGGACCAAGGUGCUGCGUGUCAUGCCCAACCUGCCCUGCAUGGUGCAGGAGGGGGCAGUGGUGUUUGCCCGGGGGAGCUGUGCUGGGGAGCAGGAGGCCGCCCUGCUGAAGAGCCUGCUGUCUGCCUGCGGGCUGUGUGAAGAAACGCCCGAGUCCUACAUCGAUAUCCACACGGGCGUGAGUGGCAGCGGGGUAGCCUACGUUUACUUGUUUGCUGAAGCCCUGGCGGAAGGUGCUGUGAAGAUGGGCAUGCCCAGUGCCUUGGCUAAUAAAAUUGCAGCCCAGACACUGCUGCUUCUCUGACGGACUCUGCCAUUUGAGCUGUGCUGUGAUCAGCCAAGUGUGUUAGGGCUCCUCUGGGACCCGUAGGGGCCUUGCUGGUUGAGAAUCCUGAGUUCCACCAGUUGCAGUCAGUGCAAAAGAUUCCUGGGGACUCAUCCAGGACGCGAUGGGGCUGAACUGGAAGAAGCAAAGCCUCUUCGGCUGUCCUAGCAUGGCCACCAGAGGGAGGAGGUGGCUGCAGCUGCACCGGACAGACCUAGGAAGAGUCAGUAACUGCCCCCAAAGUCCUUCCAGUCAGAGAAACCGAAACCAUGGGAGCAGGAUACAGCAAAGAGGUAGGAUUGGUGUCAUGCACAGACUGGGGAAGAGGGCACCUGGGGCCAGCUGCCCCUUAAUCUGUGCAUUACCAGCUGGCCAAUUUCUUGUAGGCAUCAUAUGCUCCAAGGCCAGAAGGGACCAUUAUCUAGCCUGACCUUGUGUUUAACACAGGCCAGAGACCUGCCCCCAAAUAAUUCCUAGUACAGAGCUGUUAGAAACACAGCCCAUCUGGAUUUAAAAACUGCCAGUGAUGGAGAAUCCACCAAGACCCUUGGUAAAUUGUUCCAAUGGCCAGUUACCUUAAUUGUUAAAAAAAAAUAUGACUUUAUUUCUAGUCUGAAUUUGUCUAGCUUUAACUUCCAGCCAUAGGAUGGUGUUAGACUUUCCUCUGAUGGACAGAUGAGCCCAUUAUCAAAUAUUCUUUCCCCAUGUAGGUACUUCUAGACUGUGAUCAAGUCACUCCUUAACUUGCUCUUCAUUAAGCUAAAUAGACUGACCUCUGUCAGUCUAUCAGUGUAAGGAAGCAGGUCAGCAAUUUACAAUGGGGUACAUUAGCUGCAUUACUCUGAAGAGCGUUUGGCCUGGUUCCCCUUAACUCUUGUAUUAAUGGCAUUCACACCAUGUAUAACAACGGGAGGCAGCGCUGUCUAGCGAUCAGAGCAAGGUGCCCAGGUUGGGGGUUGGGAGACCUGGGUUCUGUUCCAGUGGAAGUGAGCCAGCGGAAGAGUGGGGAAGUUGCUUGCGUCUCUUCCUGGGAAGGGAACAGUUUGGAUGGAGCAUGGUCUCCCUCCCCCAGCUUCCCAGAUCAGAGGGCAGGGACACUUGCAGAACGCGAAGGCACCGCCCCCUGCCCACCCCGCUCUCCUCUGAGCCCGCCUCC